This is a messenger RNA of Morchella sextelata, 3603 nucleotides long. RefSeq lists its product as uncharacterized. Lineage: Eukaryota; Fungi; Ascomycota; Pezizomycetes; Pezizales; Morchellaceae. The record is from RefSeq and is a predicted model, not a curated record. The transcript has 7 exons. Gene Ontology annotation, biological process: chromatin remodeling. Gene Ontology annotation, cellular component: nucleus. The coding region runs from base 1 to 3603 and encodes 1200 amino acids. Gene Ontology annotation, molecular function: histone H3K36 demethylase activity; histone H3K9 demethylase activity.
AUGGCGUCUGCUACUCAGGCGAUGGCAAGCGAGGGGCACAAUUUCCAGGUGGUGAUCGAGAAGCAGCCCGGUGACGACUAUGAGAUCGCUCCAGAGGAGGCAGAAGAGAUCCAGCCGGACCAUUAUUACGAAGAUGGCGGGAUACCGGUGUUUAAACCGACAAUGGAUCAAUUCCGUUCAUUCAAGGACUUUGUAGAUAAGAUCAACCAUUACGGCAUGAAGUCUGGAAUCGUUAAGAUUAUUCCACCACAAGAAUGGUACGAGACGCUUGCUCCACUUGAGGAAAAAGUCAAAGACAUUCGCAUCAAAAACCCUAUUGUACAACAUAUUGCCGGUAUGCAAGGCGAAUAUCGCCAAGAGAACGUCGAGAAACAACGAACCUACAACUUGCCGCAAUGGCGUCAGCUCUGUGAGGGUGCCGAACACCAGCCCCCAGCAAGGCGCGGUGAGAGAAGGAAAGGACAGGUCGCGAAAGAAGUCGCUGUUGGACGCAGAACCAGAUCCUCAAGGAAAUCCACCGUGGCUCCCGAUCUCCCUGAUAAAGAAGAAAAGGACGAAGAUGCCGACGAUGAAGUUAGGCCUACAAACGCGAGAAAGCGAAAUCUUCCCACCCCGCCAGAAAAACUGAAAGAGGAAGAACCUGGAAGCCCAAAAGUACUUACGGAUUCUCACGGACGUCAACCUAGAGUUAGCGCUAUCAGUGGCGUUGAUGUUGAUGGAGGCGAUGGAACACCAGAGCCCUUGACGGACAGCCAUGGCCGUCAACCAAGGCAACGGAAGAAGUAUGUCAGGAAGACUGCCAAGGCCAGGGAAGCUGAGCAAGCAAUGCUUGACGACGAAGCUUUUGAGGGGUUCGAUUACCGGAUUACCAACGCGGACGAAUACACGCCUGAACGUUGCGAAGAGCUUGAAAAGGCUUACUGGCGUACAUUGACCUACAGCAACCCACUGUAUGGUGCCGAUAUGCCUGGCAGCUUGUUUGAUGACAGGACCAAAUCUUGGAAUGUGGCCCACCUUGAAAACUUGCUUGACUGUCUAGGAAAGAAGCUUCCCGGUGUCAACACAGCAUAUCUUUAUCUGGGGAUGUGGAGAAGUACCUUCGCGUGGCAUUUGGAGGAUAUGGACCUUUAUAGCAUCAAUUAUAUCCACUUCGGCGCACCAAAGCAGUGGUACUCGAUAUCAAGGUCCGAUAAAGCCAAGUUCGAAGAGGUUAUGAAGAGGACUUGGCCGAAUGAUUCGAAGAAAUGUACAGAAUUUUUGAGGCACAAGAGUUAUCUCGUCUCCCCAUCACUCCUUGCCAAUGCUGGUAUCAAAGUCAACAAAGUCGUUCAUCAUCAGAGAGAGUUUAUUAUAACAUUCCCAUACGGCUACCACUCCGGCUACAAUAUGGGCUAUAACUGCGCUGAAAGUGUUAAUUUCGCGACAGAAUCUUGGCUGGAAUAUGGGCGCACCGCAAAGAAAUGCGAGUGUAUCAAGGAUUCGGUAUGGAUCGAUGUGGCCGAAAUUGAACGGAAAUUGAGAGGGGAAUCCACGGAGGACGAGUACGAAGAAGUUGAGUACUAUGGAGGAUAUGAUGACGAGGAUGACGAGGAUCAAGAUGAGGCGAUGGAUCUUCCGACCCCCCCUGAAAGUGUAGAAGGCAAGACGGCGAAACUGAAAAGUAAGCCUAGAAAACGAAAAGCGCCGGAAGAUGGGUCGGAAGCGCCGAUCAAGAUCAAAAGGCUUAAACUUAAAUUUUCGAAGGCUCCUCAAGAGCCAGAGCCGUGUAUCCUUUGCCCGAAUAAUAUUCCUAGCGAAGAAUUGGUAGCAACAGAUGAUGGUCAAAACGCACACAGGCUGUGCGCUAUCUACACACCCGAGACAUUUUUCAGCUGGGACCCUUCCAUUCAGAAGGAAGUUGUCGCGAAUGUCAACGGAAUCCCUAAGGCCCGCAUUGAUCUCAAAUGCGUCUUUUGCCGAUCGAAAAAAGGCGCCUGCUUUCAGUGCUCGUCGAAAAAAUGCACCCGGGCCUACCAUGCUACGUGUGCGGCUGCUGCUGGUGUUCUGGUCAAUAUGGUUGAUGUGCCUGUUUUCGGCGAGGACGGCCAGUAUUAUACCCGUACCGAAAUCGACUUCCGAUGUAGAUUCCACAGACCCAAACGAGCCAAGGAUAUAGACAUCGAACACCUAGAGAAUGAUCCGCUAAUAAGGUCUUUUGGGAGCCAUUUAAUCAAGGGUGAUGUCAUUCAGAUGCAGUUCCUGAAGGGUGAAAUAUUUGCCGGUGUUGUCAUCGAGAACAGACGUAGUGAGGAAAUGGUUCUCAUCCAGGUCCUGCCGAAAGGUGAUAUCUGCGAAAUUGAGUGGAAAUGGAUACUUGCACAAGAUCCUUCAACUAUAAACAUACCAGAACCGCUUACUGAGAUGCCGUUGAAUCCUACCCCCCAGCAAGCUGGAAUCGCAACUCGGAGAGUUCCUAAGGAGAUUCCCGACAUUGAUGAUUGUUUCGGCGAACCCACAAGUGGGUUAAAAUGGGCUGAAUUUGUCAUCGAGAGACCAGCAUUCAACGAAGACCAAGCCCCUAUCGAUUUCACAAAGCCGUUCUGGCACUAUCUCGGCGAGUUAUCAACCGAAUACAUUUCAAAAUAUUCGGAGGAUCCGCGAAGGCGUAUUCCGAACGAGGCUGCUAAUCUUAUUCCCUCGAGAAAACCGAAGCCUAGAAGACAGACGCUACCCAAAGCAGCCGCAUUUAACUCGCACAUGCAGAACGCCACUGCUAGUGGGUACAUGGGCUAUGCUCAGGGACUUUCGCCGCAGCAGCAGGCAGAGCAGCGUUACCAGCAACAGCUCCAGCAACAUCAAGCUCAACAGCGGAGGUUUAUGUACAACCAUCCGCCCAGCCAGGGUUACCAUGGUGCGCCCGUUGCACCAAUGGUUGGGCAGCUGCCACAGCAUCAACUGUGGCCUCCUGUCUACAGACCUGCAGAUUUUCCUAUGCAGCAUGCGCAGGAUAUGGGUACAAAUAUGCCCGCUACUGGGCAGUUUAUGGCUCAGUCUGUUGAUCAACGCAGGGCUGCACACAUGGCUGCUGCCGCGCUGUCGAUGUCGCCACAUGGAAUAUUCAGUAAUGAUAUUCCUUCUCAGGUAUCAUCAGGCUUAGCCGAAAUGGAUGCCUCGAAUGCACACGAAGAUAAUGCUUCAAGUAUCGCCGCAAUGGAGGAUACUAUAAUUGCCACAUCGCCUAUCAUUCAAAAUGCCGAUGUUUCACCAAACCCUCAACUCGUGACUCCGCUGAAAUUUGAACCACAGGACGAUCAGUCAUCAUCCAACACGGCCAAAGCCAACACCGUUCCCAUGCCGGCGCCCGUUACUCCCCCACAGUUAAAUGGAAAUAAUCCGCUUUCUACACCAUCGUCCGGAGCUCCAAAUCCUCCCCCCCAACAAGGGUCUGAAGCUCCUCCCCAACCCAAACCCACCCCCACAAAGGUGGUGCCGUUAGCAGACAUCCAGGCAGCGCUCGCGAGACUUGCCAAGGCCAAAGCUGAUACGGAGGCAAGAAUGCGAUCACAGGAACAAGUCCAGUCCUCACAGGCACAAAGUCAAGCUACACCACAGCAAGCGGCCUAG